AUGCGGAGCGGAAGCCGAAGAAUUAACAGCGGUUUUCUGUACGUGUCUAAUAAAACGCUUUAAUUUCACCCUUUUUAGAUUUCAAUAUUUUUAAUUUAAAUGUUUUGCAUUUGCGGUCUACAAUCAUUGAAAAUAGUAAAAUUGAUGACUAAAGUUUUUAGCUUGGACGUUCAUAUAUGAAUUAACCGUCACCUUUUAUUCUUAUCGCCUUUCUUUCAUGCAUCAAGCCAGAUAUUUUAGCGUCGUGGUCACGCGAAUUGUUAAUGCUUCGCCGAAUAAAACAUACACAUUUUUAAAUAUACGUACCCUCCUUAAGGGUAGUAUGAACUUUAAAGACACUUUCCUGCGCUUGUUUAUCACGGCUUGGCCCUAACCUCAGAUAGGACGUCCCCUUAGGAGGAUGAAUAGCAGCUUGGUUAGAAGUAGAUAAUCGGCAAUUUUUCACAUUUUCUUUCCUGUCUUCAGUAACUUAGAAUUUAUGAGUGCCCUUGCUACGUGCAGUUACCUUAAGGUGAAACCGGGGUUUUGAACCAUCAAGUCGUUACUGGUUGCUUCCUAUCCAUAACCGAAUAACAUACACGAAUUCUUAAACAAAAUGGAUAAUGCAAUCCAAAAAUCGGCUUUUAGUCCACUUCCCCAAGGUUGGGCCCGCCGUGACGUCGGAAAUGGUUCAGCAUGUCUUACCAAUCCCUCGAAGAGACCGAAAUGUGAAAAAGGAAAUUUGGGUUAUGAAAACAUUCAAAGCGCGUCAAACAGCAUUCUCUUCAGUCAGUUAUCUACUGACGUGAGUCGUUUUUUAAAUUAAUAUCCCAAAUUUACCUUCUUUUAACUGUCUUAAAUCAUUUUUACUUCAGUGCUUACGGGGAACCGACUUUGAAAAUAGCCCACUAAAAUCAUUUUGCGCUUUCUUGUCUGCAUUUAGUCUCAUCGAUCACAUUGCAUAAGAACAAAUAACAGACAUUUGUGAGAGAGAACGUUCAGUAAGAAAUCACAAUUGUGAUUUCUUAACGAACGUUCUCUAGAGCUCUUAUCAUGUGUUAAGAACGAUGAAAUUAUGCCAACAUUGGAAUAUGUCCCCCACCUGUCUCAUAUGUACAAGAGACACUUAACCUAGUUAACAAAUGGCAAAAAUUAAUAUUUAUAUGGUUGCUUUGUACAUGGAUACACAUGGUUACCCAUCAUCAUAAUUCACUGUGUUCAGCUUGCUAUUAUAUUUUUCAGAGGUCAAGCUGGACAGCUUCGGACGCUUAAUGAGUUCGGAUAUAAAUUUUGAAAAACGUCUCAAAUUUUUUUAUGUUAAAUAAUUUGUUAAAAACGUUAGCAAAGAUAGAUUGAUGAUAUAUGCCCAAUGAAACCAGAUGUGACUAUUUUUAAAACUGAACAUGUUCACACUGAAGUUCAACUGAAACCUAUAGGUUUCAGUUGAACAUAUCUAUACAUAUGUCGCCUCAAAUUCCGGAAGAACUUAAUUCUUUAGCUUGACCAUAUUUAAAGUAAGGCACGUUUUCGGGCGUAGGCUAUGCCUUCUUCUCUUUUGUUAUUCAAGCAUUAACUUGAGUUAAUCCACUAACCUGCCACCUUUGUAGGCAUUAACUGUCACCAAAUAUGAAUCUUGUUCAAAUGACGAACUGUUUAGAAAGACCUGUUUAUUUAACGCCACUUUUUUUAUUCUUUGCAAGAGGGGUUUCCUUGUAACGACCAUUUCUGAGCAUUUGUAUCACAGCCUUUAUUUUGUAAUAGACGUACACUUUUAUUAAUGGAACAUAAAUUAUUGUCAUUAUUGUAAUUAGUGUCAUAUCUGCUUUACACUGUCAACGUCGGCCCCAAAAAAUUAUAUCUUUGUGUAAAUUCCUAGCAAAUAAUAAGGCCAUCGACGGUGACGCCUCUACUCAAACUAGUUUAGCAGACUUAUUAAAUUAGAUUAACUUCGUUCAUUUUAUGUGUGUUUCAAACGCAAGUAUCUAUAAACUUUAUGUGCCUCUCCUUGUUAGGAAUUCCACGCACUUAUUAGAUAAUGGCUUGUUGGCGUCUUUAGUGACCCAAUCCUUAAAGACGUGCUUUUGUAGUUUUGCUAUUAUCGCUGAAAAUUACAACAAACGUUAUGAAAUUAAGAUUGAUGUUUUCCUCAGGUGUUUGAAUCUCCCACUGCCAAAGGACCUUCAAAGUCGUACAGAAGAAGGUAAUUUAUGUUUACUACAAAUCGCAUGGAAUAGUAGAGUGCAUCUUUUGCAGUCACGCUUUCUGUUUCGGAUGUUAGUAACAAUUUUAAGAUGGACUGACAUCUUUUUUGUCUAUUAUAAUACUGAGAAACUAAAGAGUGAACUAAUUAUCCAAAAAACGUCUGCUAAAUGUUUUCGUUAUUGCUGCCAAAUAAUUGCAAAAACAAAUUAUAGAUGUCAAACAAAAUAAAAGUAAGGAUAAAUGCUUUAGGAAAUAUUUAGAUUCCUAAAUUGUGAAGCAUUGUAUACUUAUUUUUUUCAUUCAAGGAGACGUCUAGAUGACGCUUUCGAUGCAAUAAUCCGGCAUGCGGGCUAUGGGUAUGUACAUUCUGACAGAGUACUAUACCGCAUUUUUGUAAGCAAAGGUUUAAAUUGUAUACGUUUUCUUAAACUGCACUGAUAUAAAUGUCUGUUUCAGUAUUUACACAGCAGUCUUGGCAGCCCGUGGAGAUUUCAUUAAAUCCUGGUCGUUUUCAUGCGCCCCUACUAGAGGGUUGAACUUGAUGUUGUAUAUUGUCUUAAAUUACAUAAGUAGAGGUCUAAUGGGCAGUCACGCAAAGCCUACCAUUUCAUAACUUAUACGUCUUAAACAAAAAAUCGAAAAAUGAGCGGGAUUUAUUGCAAAAUUUGUUUUACUCAGUCAUUUUUCCACACGCUGACAAAGGAGAUCAGUAGGAUGGCCAGUUUUGUCAAUUCUAAGCGGCAGGCCUCUUAUCGUGCUGAGCGUUUUUAUUUCUCCGCUAUAGCGUAGACGCAUUUUUUGAACUAGGAACUAGCGGAUCUCCUCGGUUUUAUCGCAACGCCGGUUAUAGUUCUUACAUGUGACACGCAAACAGCGGCUAAGAAAACAGUGGCUAAAAUAAGAGUUUAAUGUCAACAUCAACAAAAGCCAGUAAUAAAAGAAUAAUAUAAUAAGUCCACUCCGUCAAAACUGCUGCAAAAGUCAUGAUGGCAACCUUUUUAAAGUAAGUUCACAAAUAAUAUCUACCUUUGAACUCUGCUUUCCUAUGGAAAUCAAGGUGAAUUUUUAGUGGAAGCAAAGACUUAAGCUCGCAAUAGCAGCGGACAUAAAAGGUAUUUCAGGCUGAAAAUUCUUAUUGAGUGAGCCGAUCGUAUGCGCAGAAACCGUGCCUCUUCAGGGAUGGGCUUUGGUUGUCCAAUACCCGUAUUAGUGGAAAAGAUUUUCAAGAAAAUCAUUUAAGAAAUAAUAAUUAAGAGAAUCUCGAUUGACAGAUUUAAGCAAAAUCGCCCCAUUAUCUCAUGUAUACUGACGGCCUCAUUUGUAGACCUCAAAACGCAGCAGGAAAAACCGUAAUUAGCCGAGUCGACCCGAUACUUUGAACAUUGCGGAGGUUUAUUUUAUAAAAGGCCAGUUCCCAAUUUCAAAAUGACUACCGGUAUGGCGAGUGGCUUUAUUAUGACAAAACGGUCCGUAGACGUAUUCCGAAUAAGCUGGGUGACGUUAAACAGAAUAACUUGAACUGGUAUAAAUACAUUGAUGGUCUAAGCUGUAAAUUCAGGCACAUGCUCCAAAUCAAAACGGAAAUGAAUAUAUAGGAGGACAGUCUCCGCACAACUAGACAGAAGAUAACGGAUACGUUAAAUGUCAUCGCCUUCCUCAUAAACGUUGCCGUCAGCAAAAAAUUUAGAGCUAAUUAGCGUGGGAGGGACACUAAAUAUUGCUUGCUUGAAUUACAGGGUUAACGUAUACUCCAGGCAUAUAAGUAUACCCUUCUCUGUUUUGGGCUAUCCUGCCUUGUUCGAGCAUCUUUUAUGGUCGACCGAAUUCCGCUUAUUUUGUGCCUAUUUGGUGAGAAAUAAACAGACAUAAAAUGAAAAUCCGUCUAGCAGAAUGUGCGAGAACUUCAUCUGCAGAAAGCCGCUGCAGGAGCUGUUGUGUUAAUGUCAGGAGACGUUUAUACGUGAAUCUAUUCUAUACACUGUUGAAAUAUUUGUCUUUGGACCAUGCGAUCCGCCGCACAUAUGUAUGCGAUAGGUUAAACACAGCUCGAUCGCCAAAACCAUCUAGUUGUUUGCCUUAGAUUUUGAGCUACGUAAAUAUGGAACAAGACGUAGUAACUGUAAUCCAAAGUGCUGUCAUACAUGAGCGCUUGAUUGGAAAUGGGAUCGCGUUAACUGACAAUAUGAUCACGAAUCAUCGCAGUCAUGCUUGAUUUGAGGGUAUAAAGAACUUUGUCAAGGGUUAGGCCCCAAGGACUUUCAGUCCGAGAAGUGGCGAAGGCUCAAAUAACGGACAAGUUAAACGACAGUUCUAGCUCUCGACCUACCCCUUCUUAGUUUCAGGGACUGCUUGAAACACAACAUCCUGGGCGUAUACGCUGUUGAGUGCUAGUAAAGCGUCAGGAAAUGGGGCUUUAACGAUUUUCUAGUUGUUGCCUAAAAGAUAGCUAGCCUUCUUUUAUUAAAGAGUUUGGGACAUUUCAGGGAAAAAAGCAUAUGCGAGGGAGAACUUUCGCAGACAGAGCAUUCUUAUCGUCCAUGGAGAAGUACAAGGCCACCCCCGAAUGCCGAAUCCUCAGUCAGUAUCUCCAAACACAAUAAAUCGGACUUUAUCCAGUAUAGGAGCGAGGUAACAGACCAAAAAGUUGAAAGCACUCAAGAAAAGGACGGACAUUUUUCGCAGGAUUUAAGAAAGUCCACAGACAUCUGCAGUUUUAAGGACUGGCGGCGGACUCCGUUCCAAAAACAAAGGCCAACUGCAGAUUUCGGUCGUGAUAUUCGAGGCCAUCCUAUGUGUUGCUUGUCUACGUACCCCCCAGAGUAUGAGACGAGACGACCAACCCCUUCAUGGGUACAUACGGAUUUAUACGUAAGACGCAGAACUGGAUAUUAAGUUUUAUCCCCUAGGAUAAAUUCAGUCCUCAUUCAUUUGUUAGGAAUGCGGCUUAUUUUAAAGCAUUAUACUCUUUUCAGUGAAAAAAAUGAGAUUAAACGUGCAUAACCUAUAUGUGAUGCAACAGGGAAUUCUAGCAGUUUGUUGCUAAUAGGCAUGAACGGGCACUAUUUUGCGUUCUGAACCAUUAUAUUUGUAAGCAAUUGCAACCGAUCGGCGCGGGGACUACGUACAAUUAUGAUCUUCAAAUAGAUCUUUUUUACUCACAAUGAGCCCUCAAUGCUCUCUUGGUGAACUAGGGAUUGGGAUUAAUUAUCCCUGAAUUUAUAACUUGAUGUUCCAACCUGUAGGGCAGAUUGUGUGCUUUUUUGGAUGAUCGCCCGUGCUUUAUCCUGAGAUGCUCAAUGAAGUCUAACUGGCACAAAUAUUUUAGGAAGGUGCCAACUUUGGGGAUAUAUUAUUUCCAAUUUUUGUUUGUCACCUACAGAGUUGCGUCUUGAUUUUCGUACUUCCAUUCUCCCUGAUAAAUUUUAGCCACGAAAGAGCGUUUUUACCCUGAAAAUGACUUUCUGGAAAAUAACUAGGGAUUUUUGACAGUUUUAAAUCGUUCAUUUUACCCAUUUGUGAAAAACUCGGCAACCCCGGUGGGAUUCGAACCCCCGAGAGCAAGAAAAGGGCCGUGGUUGGGCCAAAGGUUUAACCACGCGAGCUAGAGGGUCCCACUGGGGCCGCCGAACUUUUCAUAUCAUUGAGACUACAAAUGUUGGAUCCCGUCUCCAGUUGCACUAAAUAUGUUGAGCAAGAUUUGCUUUCGAUAGGUCCAGCCAUCUGGAGUAUGAAAACAUGGUUUUGAUUGCGAAGAACUUGUAGGCUUUUGUGAAAUGUUUAUAUCUUUUAUGAAUGUCUCUUUUCUUAUAUUAAUAUCACAAAUUGCCCCUCCCUACGUGCUUCAGGAUUCAAAUCCAUUGGAUCCAAGACAUAAUCCAUGUCAUUUCGAAAGUGCCAAUAACACAGAAGAAAUUUUCUUUUGCGAAGAAUACAGAAAUUUUCCGCAAAUUCAGUCCUGUCGCUCUCCAAGGGAGAAGUGCGGUUUUCUAAUAAUGCCGACGAUUUCACCACCGGAUUCUGAAUACCGUAACCGCGUAAAAACUGGUGAUUUUUCUGUCGCCCCCUAUUGUUGUUGCACUGACGGGGUUUUCAGGUACGAUCUUGUCCAUAUCAUCAAUCAAAUGUUUUGUCAAUUCGCAAAAAUUUAUGCAACCGCUGUAGCCAUCUUUGACUACUAUUUCCAUUUCCACGGGAUUACUAACAAGUGCCCGAAUGUAGGUUUGUUACAUUUUGUUCAUGACGCAAAAUUCACAUUAUACUGCCAUCAUAUUGCUAAGAUGUUAACAGGUUUGUGCAAGAAGAAAGACGGCCAAAGGAAAAGAUUUCAUAGUACCUUAUAGUUUCCAAAUAUGCCUUACGCAGAUGACUUAAUCUUCUUGCGUGCAGUAGUUGACUAAGCUAUUAAAGCACCGACGCAAACCCUUAAGCAUGUAUUAAAGUAAAAAGUAGUUUGUAGCAAAGUUCCCCAGUAUUGACAGACAUGGAGCAUAGUCGCAAGUUAAUUUGUUCACCCUAAUGGGUUAGCGUCCCACAAUUGUUUUUCCCCAUUCGGCAGUGCAAUCUUCAAUAAAAGAAAGUGUACGUUGUUUGUGUAUAUCCCUUGUAAGUGUUUUAGGAUUUCAUUUGUUCCACACAUUUAUGUAUCGCUGAGACGACUCAUCAGCUGUUCUAACCGAGUUGUAAAUAAAAUCUUUGGGGAGUUGAAGUUUUAUUUCAAGCUGUACGACAAAGCAUGCAUGUAUUCACAAGUUUCUGACUGCUCGCAGCUCGCUGAUGAUACUAGGGGCGAGUGGUCCUUUAUUCAGCGAAAGUUGUAGUUAACACAAUGCUUUUGUAGAAUCCUAAGUAAUUCUUGGCAAACACACAUGACCUUACGUUAGAAGUCUGAUGCAGACGACUCCUUAACCUUUGAUUCGGAUAUAUUGAGCUUUCAAACAUUUACUAAUAAAGGAAGUUGUAAAACUGCAAAUGGCAUCCUCUACCACGCUGACAUAUAAAAAUAUUACUAUUCUAGAGUUACAGCGUUGGCAUGAAUGGAGUAUAAACUGAAGUUAACUGAAGUAUCCAUCAAAGACCUUCAUAUUCUAUUGUAACGACCCCACUGAGGAAAGUCUUCAGUCCGUAGAGCGUAGGUGACAAAAAACGCCGUACACCUUCGGCUAGAAGUCGAUGUCAGAGCUUUUGAUGUUAAAACCACUUCUCCUACUUAAUAGUUUAUUUUUCAAACCCAGUGGGAUCUCGUUAAACUUUUAUGAAUGUAAACAGAAAGAGACAUAACCCAAGAAACAUGAUGCGCAUCAUCUAGAUGACAAUUUUGGCGCCUUUGGAAAGUUUUGCACUCCAGAAAAGUGUUUUUGAAUGCAGAAAUGUUGCUCAACUUCUUUGCGACGAAAAAAAUGAUUUUAGGCGGGCUCAAAAGUUAUUGUACUUUCAGGAAAUUUCCCAUCUUAUAUUGCCUUAUGUCACCUCUACUUACAAAUGCGCGUUUCGCUUGUAGAGGAUAUUAAAAAACGUCAAAAAUUGCCAGAACUAUUAUCGCUGGCUUUAAAGUUUGAUUUUUGGUUCCGCCUGAUUCAGGUGAGGCAAGAUAUGCGAAACUGCGAAACGUCUCACAAACAAGCCGCUUUUUUGCAUCGUCAAUUCAUGGAAAUAGGCCUUUAGGUGGUGCGAUUUCUGAUUAUGAAUAAUUCAGAACCGGACAGACAGUACACUGCCUAAUGGAGAGAUACAGUAGCAUCCGUAUGAAAACUAUUUGUGGCAAUCAGAGUCAUUGAACGGAGCUUAAAUGAAAAAAACGUCGAAAUGGCUUCAAAUUAAGGAAAACUAGGAGUUAUUUGUUUGCGUCGGCAAAUUUAUCAGCAACCGUACGGUUGGUGUAUAAGUGGACAACAUGUCUUAAUUUUUUCCGUCAACGUAAAUCCGAAUGUGGACAUUUAUUAGCGAAAUAACUUCUUAAAACCUCAUUGGAAGACUCGUUCGUUCUAUGAGGGGUUUUUAGUCCCAGGCAUAAUCAUCGUAUACUUUCAGUGUGUACGUCCACUGCUACACAAAACAUGGUGUGCAUAUGAUCGUAUCCGCUAAUUCUUUCCAAAAUUCUUUGUCCCUGGCCAGCCUCUCUACAGGCCACCAGUUUUAUUUUAUUUUUAUUUUCAGUUUAUUUUCCGAUUUCCCGGUAAGAUUUGAUUUGAUAGCCCCACCUGAUGGACACAAAAUUGCUGGGUUUGGGGUUAAGGGUUACGAUUAGGUGUUAGAGAUAGGGGUUGCGAUUAGGGGUUAGGGUUAGGGGUAAGGGUUAAAUGUUAGGGUUAGCGGUUGGGGUUUGGGAUAAGGGGCCAUAGUCAGGGGUUGGGUGUAGGAUUAGGCGUUGGCGCAACUAUUUCUCAACCAUGGAAAGCACAACCACGCACUCCCAAUAGCUUUUCCUUACCAUACAACUACUUGACCUCGUCGCCCGUGCGUUAUCCGGCUCCACCUGUAAAAACGCCUAUUACCACAGGUCCCGUAUAAGAGGUGAAUGGGGUUUGUUUACUUCAGUUGGGGCUACCAAACCACAUCCGACCGAUUUUCCGGCCAAAUCAAUCUAUUAUGCACCAUUUUGAGCCUGUGAUCAACGGAUUAUACAAAUGCUCUGGAGCCAUUAUGAUAACAAGUAAGUACGUCGACAGUAUCAACGUAUAAUGUCGGGCUACCAACUGCGAUCUUGGCCUUUAUUGUUUAGAAAGCUGGACCGGGCAGUUGAUGGCGGCAAUGCAGUGCACGUUGUAUACGUCGAUUUUAAGAAAGCAUUUAACAGUGUACCACAUAAGUGUCCCCUGUACAAAUUAGGUCGAACAGGCAUUAGGAGUAAUCUCCUGAGGUGGAUCUCUCUCAAAUUGUUCCCGUUCAUAGCAGGCAGUCGGCGAAAGUAGCGGUUGAAAUCCGUGUUCCUCAGGGCUCCGUCAUUGGCCGUACCCUUUCAUUAUAUAGGUCAGCGACUGCAUCAGUGAACGUAAUUGUAGUGUUGCUGUGUUCGCUGAUGAUGUUAAGCUUUGGAGAGUCAUCCGAACUGAAUUUGACGAAGAGCGCUUGCUGGCAAACUUAACCCGACUCGAGAAAUGGUCACAGGGCUGGUUUCUGCCGUUUAAUGUAACUAAGUGCAACUUUCUGCGAGUCAGUAGGACCCGAUCUCCGAGCCGGAGUGUCAACCACCUAAAUGACUUACUAUUGCAGGAGGUAAACGCCCAGAAAUACUUGGGUAUGUGCGUCACGACUUCAUUUAAACCGUCGCUCCACUGCUCCAAGGUGGCCAAGUCCGCAAUGUCAGUCAUUUACCUUGUCAAGCGAACUUCCUCUACCUUCGAUGAGAACUGCUUCGUUAAUGUCUUUCGGUCAUUUAUACGGCCAUAGUUAGAGUUCGGUAUUCAAUCGUGGAAACCCUGGACCUCUAAAAACCUCAGCAUCUGUGGGAAAGUUCAAAGGCGGGCAGCGAAACUCGUUAGUGGACAGGGUUAACUACCCUACGAAACACGGCUAUCCAAUCUCGGACUUUUUCAUUGAUUCAUAGACAGCUAAAAGACGACCUGAUACAAACAUCCCGUAUAAUGCGCAGCCAGGACUAUUGUCUCUUACCAGCUGAUUUCUUUGACUUAGCAACCACAACGAACCUCCGCUUUCAUCCACUUAAACUACGUGCGACUGGCGCCAGGCAGAACAUGCGAAAGUUCUUCUUUUCAAACAGAGUGAUUGAGGCAUAGAAUGCUCUGCCUGCAAAUAUCGUCAUGUCCACAUCCGUCGAGGCUUUUAAGCGCAAGUUGGACCAGUAUACUACUAAACGUCAUAAUGUCACCUGACCGAUAUCAUCUAGGCAUUCCGUUCUGACAGUAUAUUAAUGUUAUUAUAUUACUGUCUAUAUUCCAGUAACGUUUGCUUUUUUAUUAUCCCAAGGCUGUUGAAUGUGAGCGUUGGCAUUCAAUUCGUCUCUCAGAAAUUGAGAUCGCACCAAUUAUGCAUAGACUGACUACUGUACAGCACAUUUAGUAACGUUAAUAUUUUUGACACUUGGAACAAUUCAUUUAUCGGACUGGUUUCGAAAAACUCCUGCGGCUGUUUGAAGCUACCAUUUUCACAUUCUUGAUAUAAUUCGUACCCCAGUAGCAAACAGGGAGUUUAAAAGUUCAACACCUAUCUUUUGCUCAAAUAAACUGAAGUGAAAUGAACUGAUCUGCAUUUUCGAUGGGGUUGACAUGGAUUUCAGUUUAUUGAACUGUCUUCGUGUGUUUAUCUUCCUGUCUCGUUUUUGCCGGAGCGGAUAUUGUUCAGCCCAGGCAAUAAACAACGGAUCCGCCAAGCAAUGCGGUGCACUCCGUCCUUUUUUCCUCAGUGACAAUUCGGUACCUGCACAAGCCCAGGUGACAAGCGUUAAUCAGCGCCCUCAUCAUUAGCUUGCGAAAACGUUGCAUAACGUCUCUACCCAAUUCUAUAUUCACGGGAGCUUUGUAACGAAGGCUCUUCGGCGUCAGUCCGUCACGAUUACAUUUGCGUAGAAAGCAUAGCUGUUCAUAUGUUGCUGCCUCUCGCGUGGGAAAUGUCUCCCAGUUGAGAGCUGUGCGAAUCGUACCGCGCCGAAGUUCUCACGGAUGAAGGCAAAUAUGCUCGUCCCAGGUUCUUGUUAAAAAAAGACGAAAACACGUCCACUGGAACGGUUGAUUCCUUAGUCUAUGGUUUCGAACUCGUACGGAAGUCCACCCCCUCCUUCCUCUUUUCGCUGUUCGACCACAAAAUUUUCACUCGUUGUUGCAUUCAAAGUCUCUGAUGGUGGACCCCUCUACGAGUUUGAAAGCUCAGACUAGUGCACCUACCAUUUCAGUGAUCGCGUCUUCGUCUUUUUUCAACAAGAACCUAAAACGCACACAUUCGCCUUUAUUCAAGGUAUGUUCAUGUUUCAAAAGUUAAACUGCUUUCGUUGUUUACAGAGCACUACCAAGCCGACCAAUGCCAGGAGUUUCGCGAGCGUUACCCCCGAGGUAUCUUCCAUCGGAGGACCAGGGGCGAGAAAUCCAAUUUGAAGUUUCAAGCCAGUCAUCCAAGAGAUCCACAGGAUGCCCUUCGAUGGGUCAUACUUUUGAUAGCAGUCGGAUGCACGAAAGCAACCUAGUGUCGUUUUGCGAACAGGAGCACGACCAUCAAUCAGAUCGGCCGGUGUCGACUGACUCCCUUUUAGAGGUCCUAACAGAGGACUGGGUUCCAUCCCUUGUCCAAAAUCAUUCCAGCCCAAGACAGGAACUCUUGCAGUCGAUAGAACCGCAUGAAAAAGAGCACAGCACGUCGAAGUCAACAUUCUCGACCUCCAACUACCAACGAACAGAGACACCACAAAAAGAUUUUUGGCAAGAUAUACAGUCAGCUGGUCCACAACUCAUACCGACUCCCAGGCCUAAUGGCAUUAACAAAGCAAUCCAAACAUCGCCUGGAGAAUUUGUAAGAAUCCUUAGUUGUUUUCUUGAUUUUAAAGUCUGAAGAUGACCAGAUGCAUAGGAACUCUUCUGAUAAUUUCCUGUCAUUUGGAAAUAGUGCUCUGUCUGUUGAAGCUGUUACCAUUGCAGCUGCUUCCGGAAUGACUUUAAAUAAAGUCGACAUAAUGAAAAUAAGACGAGUGACAGUAAUUGUGGGAUUCAUGCGACUAUUAUCAGUGCCUUUCUGCAAGUUCUAGAAUUCUGAAAACCAAAGAUAAACGUGGUGUUUUUCAGCUGUCUUAUAUCACGGUGUGUUAUUCAGGUGAAAUCUUAGUACGCGUUCAUGAGGGUACUAUGUACAUUACCUGCUUGGGAAACAGGACGUAUUUUAUGAAUCAGACAGUUCGAGGACCAGUGAAGACCGCAAAGGUCAUAUGCGUACUGUGGACUUCCAGACACCGAAACUUGUUUAUCCCCCAGCAAGUGUUAAGGUCUGGUGUGCCUUUAUGGAAAUGGGAUCCCAAAAGUCGCCAAUGUCGCAUUAAGUAAUAAACAGAUCAUGUGCUUCUCCAUUUCGUCAGGAAAGCCUCUUUAAUCAUUACAUCCCGCAAGCACGUAGAAAUUUCGACUAACCUGGUCCAGAGAUAUCUCCAGUGUAGUAUAAUGAGGAGGGGUCUAGUUUCAGAAAGCCGCCACUAUCCGAAAAUCGUUUCUAUGGGGGUUAUACCUGGUUUUCUUCGUAGUGAAAAUCAACAGAUGGAUGACUUCUUCCGGCCUCUUCAAGAUCUUUGUCGGAAUCUCAUCGGGACAUGAUGAUGUUGACUCCUUUGGCUUCAUCAGCUCCAUCAGGAACAGGCCUUCGGUCUCAGUAAUUGUGGCAUCUUCGAAGUCACUCAGGGGAGGGUUGAAUCCAAUUUCCCUACUAAAAACAGACCGAGAAAAUUCGGAAAGAUGAUCAGCUUUCGCUUUAUCUUCAGUGAGAUUUUCAUCUCCUUAGCAGUUGUAUUGGCCCCUUGUUUUGCGUGCUCUGUCUUUUGUAACCGUAAAAUAAUUUAGGAUUCCCUGCGGCACGGUUAAGCAGAUCCAGUUCGAAAUAUCUUUUUGUUCUAAGGAUAAGGCCCUUGACUCGAUUUCCUUAAACUUUUUAUGUAAACAUGGUUAUGCCGUUUUCUCUGUCAGAAGGAUGCUUGAGGCGAGAGAUGACGUUUCAGGCAAGACGUUACAGGCAAGACAUUACAGGCAAGACAUUACAGGCAAGACGUUGGCUUUGUGAGCUGUCUAGGAACCUAGAAACGCAGAGUGGCUCUUGUUUGGUUUUCGCUUUGCACGCGGUCAUCUAGUGUGGGUGAGGUUCUUGCACUUAGUAUUCAGCAUAAUGGAAAGGAAGUUUUGUAGUUUUGCAAAUUGAAUAAUCUUAGUCUUCAAUUGAUGUUACGUGAGAGUCCUCAACCUCUCUUCAAUGUGGAAGACAUCUUUUCUACUUUGUAGAACUUUAUGAAUUAUAAUUUCAUGGCAAGUAAGACAUAAGAGAUGCGGCUUUCGAAAUCUGCCAAAACCUGUUUGUUCCAACAUUUCUGGUGUGUGUUCCAUUUUAAAAUCAAGGUUUCACCGUUUCUAGACAGUCGAGUGCAAUCACUCCUUGAUGUGUUAGGCGCGAGUUAUUUUGAGAAUGACAAUGUCAUCGGUAUGGUGAGCCCACAACAUUAGCUGUUAGCUGCUGAACACCAAGUACCCUCUCCCAUGAAGGAUAACGUCGGCAAUCAAGCCCGAUAGAGAGUAGUCCACAGGAGUAUCCUAUAGUUGUUCAUGCAUCUACUCAUCAAAAUAGAAGUAGGUUUUAGGACACUGGGCUGACGGUUAAUAACAUUGCCGGCAAUCAACAUAGCUAUCCAAGCCUUAAGCAAAAUAAUAAAUCCAUGUCAACCAGCCGUUGUUCUUUCCGAAAUUAUAACCUUGGAUAUCCCAAUUUUGAAAAUUUUGAUGCAGAUUUAUCCAAAACAAGCGUACAAUAUUUUGGGUUGGGGGUCGGAAGCGACGAGCUGCAGCUUCUUCCCUCACUUAAAUCAAUAUUUUCGGUGGGUGUACUUCUGGUGUCGUUUACCCGAAUGUGUUUUGAAUUCACGGAAGCCGUUAGAAAAUAGUCCGCUUUAGUGCCAUCAGAUUUAAUUUUGCCUCUUGCAUGUUUUAUCUGACUAUCUUUACAUAACUUGGCAGAUCUUUUAGCACUUAGGCGUCAGAAGUUGACUUCUGAUAAUUCACUGCGCAAUUUUCGGACACAAUCAAGUUUGAGCAGGCUGUUACCUUUUAAGAUUUCGUACUCAAGAUUUUGUAGCGGUUUUUUGUUUAAUUCACAGGCGAAGAAUGUCGAGGUGCAGGUUUUGCUGUCAACUGGCCUUCCUUCAGCCUGUCCGCGCUGCGGCUAUUUUUCAAAUUACAAGGAAACUUCACAAGCCACACUAUACUCCCGGCCUCCAAUGACGAAAUUAAACAACGGCCUGAAGAGUUCAUAUACUAUCCUGCCCUUGGAGCAAACAACCAACAUCUACAACGAUACGGCUCCCUCAACCAACAGCUGUGUCUCAGAAGGGCUGCCUCAAACCGCCAAUCUCUCUAACGAACGCACUCCAAGGAGGUGUAUCGUUCAGGAAGGUGGCACAACUGAUGGUGUUUAUAAUGCCUACUCAGUGCCUCACUCUAUCUUCCUAAACUAUCCCGUGCCUAAGCAACACGCGGCCAGUGCAAAGAUUGAGGGGCAUGUAAAGUCGGCUAACAUCAGCAGUUCAUCGUAUGACUAUGCUGUGGAAGAUUGA
This is a messenger RNA of Spirometra erinaceieuropaei, 14422 nucleotides long. The record is from the annotation of a GenBank genome assembly. Lineage: Eukaryota; Metazoa; Platyhelminthes; Cestoda; Diphyllobothriidea; Diphyllobothriidae.